AUGCAUGACAUUGUCCCCCGCCGCGCCGCCGCCGUCUACACGCUCAACCUGCGCGUCUUCUGGCCGCUGGUGACCUGCCUGUGCACCGCGCUGCUCUGCCUCUGCCAGGCGCUGCGCGGCCGCGCCGCGGGGGAGGGCGCGGCGGAGGCGGGCGCCGUCCCGCUGCUGCCGGGCUCGGCGCUGCUGCUGCUGGGCUACCUGCUGGCCCGCUACCGCGGCGCGGCGGGCGGCGGGUGGCGGCGGCGCGGGCCCGGCCCCGGCCCCGGCCCCGGCGCGGCCCCCCGGGCGGCGGCGGCGGCGGCGGCGCGGCGGGGCCUGCUCGAGGGCUUCUACGCGCGGCAGCUGCGGCUCUCGCCGCACGUGCUGGGCCACAGCAAGGCGCACGUCGGGCGGGUGGUGGGCGAGCUGGUGCGCGCUGCCAAGGCGCAGGGGCUGCAGCCUGGCCCGCUGGCCCUCAGCCUGCGCGGUGACUUCGUGCGCAUCGGCAGCGCCUACGAGCAGCACAAGGUGCGCAGCCCCGACUGCUUCGACGUGCUGGUGCCACUGCGGCUCCCGCCACGCCUGGAGGCCGAGGCGCGCUGCGCCACGGGGCCGGGGCUGCCGGCUGGGCCGCGCGGCGCCUUCGUGUGCGGGCUGGCGGCGCCCGGCUGGCCGCGGCAGUACCGCGCCUUCGCCGAGGGCUUCUGCGCCGAGCUGCAGGGCCGGCGGCUGCUGUCGUCGGCGCUGGUGCUGCGCUGGUUCCAGGGGCACCUGCAGCGCUGCCUAGGCGCCGUGCGCUACCGGCUGCAGGAGCGCUGCCGCGUCCGCCUCACGGCCGGCCCGGGACGGCCGCCGACGCUGCUGCUCCAGCCGCGCUCCGACCACCUCUGCUGUCACCUCUCCAUGGCUGUGCGCCUCAUCCCCGCCAUCCCCUUGGGUGACUCGCUCUACCUCACAGCGCCACCCGAGGAGCCCUGCGCCACCCGCCCCGAUGCCCUGUGGGGCCUCAAUGCUUCGCGGCAGGAGCAGCGACUGCUGAGCUGGCUCAAGGAGCAGGCCCCAGCCUCCUCCUGCCACCUCAAGUGCCUGCAGAUCCUCAAGGGGCUGCGCGACCUCCGUGGGCAGCGCCUGGCUGAGCCCUUCUGCUCCCAGUGGGGCCGGGUGCUCUCCUCCUAUGUGCUCAAGACAGCCCUCUUCUCGCUGCUGCUGCGGGGGCCCUUGGAGGCCUGGGACGAGCAGUUCCUGGUGGAGCGGCUGGAGGAGCUCGUGAUGUUCCUCAGGGACUGCCUGCGCAAGCAGGUGCUCAUGCACCUCUUCCUGGGCAACACCGCCUUGCCCGAGGCCCUGGCGCUGCCCCGCUUCCUCAAGGAGGCUGCCCCAGUCAACCUGCUGGCUGCCUUCGACGGGCCAACGCUGGACCUGGCCGCCUGCCUGCUGCUUGACACCUGGAACCAGGCGCCGCGGGUCGUUGCUGCCUGCAGCGGCCCCCGGCACCGGUGGUGGGCGCCCACCCCGUGCCGCCACGCUGCCGAGCCCAGCCUGGAGCUUCAGGGAGAGUGACCGAUGCCGCGAGAAUGUGCUCCCGCUGUUUCACUCCUUGUUGGAAGAAAGUCAGAAACAGAAGACCCAGACAUGAUGAAACGCUCAUUCUUAAUCUUGUUGGUUAUUCAUGGGAGAAUUGUGAAAUUUCUGGGAAAAUGCACUAGCAGGGAAGCAUUACCCAUGGUUGACCAUUUGCAAACACAACGCUAAUAGUCUCAAACUGACAAAUCUGGAAGUUCAUCAUAGCUUGUUUGCAUUCUCCAUUGCAAAAUUGACUUUAUAAUGAGGUUCACUUCUUGUGGUGCAAAAUUCGUUUGAGAUUUAAAAAUCCUGCGAGCACAACAAAACUCCCUCAACGUACCAAGGUAUUCUUAAAUGAGAUGAGCUUUAGCGCAUGAGUGUUGAUCAUGGGUUGAAACACUCAGUUAUGUGCUUUAAAUUUCCUGUGUAGUCUAGUACAUUGUGCUAAGUAGAAGUAGAAUAUGCAUGUUAAGGUAAAAUUGAAGUGAGGGAUGAAGUUAAACCUCUCUGACAACAGUAUGAAGAAUCUAGUUUUAAGUUUCUGUGCUGAAAUGAAGGUUAUACUGAAGGAUUGAAAUAUAGGUAAGAAACAAGUAGCACUUUAUUUUCACAAAGGCCUUAAUUUUAGGGUAAUUGGCUGCACUAAAUAUUUGCUAUAAAAGAGGCAUUAGUAUUUUGCUAAAUUAAUGUGAUGAUGCUUGAAUCAUCCUGAGAAAACUUUCUUUAAAGGAAAUACUCUGGGGCUCACUUGUUUGUGGGUUCUUGGUGUUGAGAUUUUUUUUUUCAGGCUUUGAGCAUUACUUUUUUCUUAGAAAUUGCUUUACCUCAAGGACUACCAAGGCCACCAAAAAACUCUUAACAAAUUCUAUUUGUUCUAGAACAAAGCCUAAACCUAAAUCCACAUCUCAGUGCUGUGAACUGCUGACGGCACCCUCGUGCCCUCCAGUGAGGGCUUGGUGGGCUUUUUUGGAUGGUUGUCUAACACAUUCUCUGAUGGUAGCAGUGUUUUGAUCUGCAGCAGACCAAAUAACCUGAUGGCAUUUUCUGGCACUGUGCUAUAGCAGGUCAUUAUCUCAUUGAGGGGAGUAGGAAGUAAAAUAUUUCAGGGUAUGGCAGAGUUCUUUAGCACUAAGUCAUGGUACAGUGGGGCAGUUCUAGGCUACGAGUUCUGGUGUCGUCCUAAUAUAAGCACCAGCUAAGUAGUUUCCAUUUCUUGGGGAAAGAGUCCCUCCCAAAGGGGCUUACAAGGCUGAACAGUGGCAAAAUCAGCAUAUCAUAUCCUUAAGUUAAAAUAUUGGGCCACAAGCUCAAAUAUUUGAUGUGUUAAGAGCUUAAACGUGUUGCUCAACUUCCUGAGCAUCAAUAAUUCAGUAUAUGCCUUAUUACCUGCUAUACAAUGUUCUCAGUGAGCAGUUUAAGUGAAAUAUAAAUUACUAAAUGUAACUUCUGGGAAGCUUCAGGAUAAGUUCCACUUACUAACAUACCUCUCUGUUCCCUGAUGUACGUAGACAUACUGGUGUGCUUUAUUCACAGGUCUAUGCAACAGAGCACAAAGCAAACAUUUUCAAAAUCUAUGGAAGCUUUAUAAAAAUCUAUUUUUCUAAAUGGAAACACUCCCCAGGCAGAUGUCUGCUUACUUCUGUCUGUAUUUUUUUCUUUUCUUCUUCUUCUUUUUCUUAAUAACUGCUUUUGCAGUCAUUUCAGGUAAUUAUAGCCUAGGUCACGCCCUCAAGUUGGGUUAUUUUUAUAUAUGAAGCAUUGCUUCUUUAUACGAAUACAAAUAGUGUAUUUAUAGGUGGUAUUGAUCAAAUGUUCUUUGCACUUGGAAUUUAAAGUUUAAGGCUAAGUGAGCUACCUUGGUGUUGGUUUUUGUAGUAGACUACAAUAUGUACUAUUUUUGCAGACUUAUGUUACUUGGUAUCUGAAACAAGACACAGUUCUGCAACCUAUGUCAUUGAAUCUUUUGCCCAAAGAGGGACUAAAUGACCAGUCCAAGGUAUUGUGGUUGCCAGGAACUCCUGACGAAAACAUUUUAGCUGUGAAGUCUGGCUCUGUAAUCGCCUCCAUCAGCUAGCAGUUUGUUUAAAUCUUUGUGCACCUCUUUCUCUAGAAAGUGAUCCUUUUUUCUGAAAAGGAAUGCAAAUAUUCGGUAUGUAUGCAGUAUUGCUGUAAUACAUGGAAAUCUGUAGUAGACUUAGUAAAAACUUUUUUGUUAAAAGUAUAGUAAUGCCAGGAAAAAUAAAGUCGCAUGAAGAAAUGCAUGGCAAAGAGAAAUGCUGGACAAUAUAAGUAGUUUAGAAAAUUAAAGCUGGGCUGAGGAGGAGUGAGAAUGUCUGUAAACUUGCAGUGAAGAGACACUGCAAAUAAGCCAAAAGACAUGAGGUUAAAGUUGGAGGAGAUCUAUUGAAAGUAAGACUGAUUUGGAGUGGAGGGAAAAGGGAUUUUUUAGGCAUUGUUUUGACAGUGCUUCCAGACUAGUUGUAUCCAUCUGGGCCAAACUCAUGGGCAAAAAUUUCAAUUUACUAAUGGCAUAGAAUUGGGCCUGUCUUCAGUGUUGGUUCUUGCUCAGCAAGGUAUUUGUGGUCAUUAGUGAUGGGAGAAAAUGUAUGCGUUUUCUUUAACCUUACGCUUGGACACACUUCACUGAGGUGAGGAGAACUUCCUGCCAGGGAGGCAAUGUGUGUGCAAUUGAGGUGAGGUCUGAGGAAACCUUAGACUAACUUGCAGCUCUGGUGUGUACUUGUGAAAUUAAGUGUAUUUGCUCUAUCUGCUAUAGAGCAAACAUACAUGGAUGUGAUUGACAAAAGGAGCUGGUAAAAGUUGAGUUCUGCUAUUAUAUUCAUCUUAGGCCACAACAAACAUGACAGCAGUAGUACCUGUAAUGUCCCGGUGCUAUUUUAGGGCCUUACCUGCAAGGCACUACAUCAAGAACUUGACCUACGUGAGUAAUCCCAUCUUCCCAACUCAGUGCUACUGCUCAUAGAAUAAGGUUAUGAAUGUGUAUUUGCAAUGUUAAGGUGUUAACUGUUGCACUGUACUGUAAGUUCAGCAUGGUUGUCUCUAUGUAUAAUCUGAAGCUCAAAUACAGAAGAAAGCAGGUUAUUUAGCACUAAUGUAGGUUCUUGGUUCUCUUUGACUGCAACCAAUUUUUACAAAAAGUUUGUUCAAAUGAAGUUGUUUUUAUUGAAUGCUGGUUGGGGGGGUCACACCUAUAAUAGAAAAAGUUUACUUACAGUACAAAAAUGAAUAUAUAUGUGCCUUCUCUCUGUAUUAAAAAAUACUGUGUAUUUCUCAAA
Molecule: messenger RNA, 4838 nt
Organism: Rhea pennata
Lineage: Eukaryota; Metazoa; Chordata; Aves; Rheiformes; Rheidae
Gene: ITPRIPL2
Product: ITPRIP like 2
Exons: 2
Coding region: 1-1539 (512 amino acids)
Source: RefSeq, a predicted model, not a curated record